CAAAACUUUUCGUCUGCGGCAAAUUCUCAGACUGCGCAACGUCGCCGUCUACAAACAUCUCUGUAGCAGGCUGCGGGAGAGUCUCAUCGCCCUAGAACCAUGGAGACUCAAUCCAAUCGACCCCAUCGAGCCUCAAAGGAGAAGAAAACCCCGCGGAAGGGCGAAAAGAAUGUCAAGGCCUUUGCAGUCGCCAACCCUGGACGGUUAGCCAAACAGGCAGUGCGAUCCAGCGACAUCAAAGAAAAGCGACUGCAUGUACCACAAGUUGAUCGGCUCCCAGAAGAAGCCCCUCCUAUCGUCGUCACAGUCGUCGGUCCUCCUGGGGUCGGAAAAACGACCCUCAUCAAAAGCCUCAUCAAGCGCUAUGCCAAACAAACCCUCUCCCACCCUGUCGGCCCUCUGACCGUCGUGACCUCGAAGCGACGACGCCUCACCUUCCUCGAAUGCCCCUCCGACUCUCUCGCGGCCAUGAUAGACGUGGCCAAAAUCGCCGACAUAGUCCUCCUCAUGAUCGAUGGCAACUACGGGUUUGAAAUGGAAACCAUGGAAUUUCUCAAUGCCCUCAGCACGUCAGGCAUGCCCGGCAAUGUCUUCGGAAUUCUCACCCACCUUGACUUGUUCAAAAAGCAGUCCACAUUGCGUGCGACAAAGAAAAGAUUAAAACACAGAUUCUGGAGCGAAUUGUACCACGGCGCAAAACUCUUCUAUCUGUCUGGGGUAAUUAACGGACGCUAUCCUGAUCGCGAGAUCCACAAUUUGUCUAGGUUUUUGUCCGUGAUGAAAAAUCCAAGACCGUUGGUUUGGCGCAACAGUCAUCCAUACUGUCUUGCUGAUAGAUUCUUGGAUGUAACUCCUCCCACCGAGAUUGAACAAAAUGACAAGUGUGACCGGCAAGUCACCCUCUAUGGCUAUCUUCGAGGGACAAAUUUCCCCGCAGACGGUGCUAGAGUCCACGUUCCCGGUGUCGGCGAUCUGACAGUCAAGGAAAUUGAGGCUUUGCCCGACCCCUGCCCUACUCCAUUCAUGGAUCAAGCCAUUGCCAAGGCGACGGGUAAAUCCAAGAGAAGGAAGCUGGGCGAGAAACAAAAGAUUCUCUUUGCUCCCAUGUCGGAUGUAGGCGGCGUUUUGGUCGACAAGGACGCCGUCUACAUCGAUGUCAAGACAAACACAUUCGACAGAGAAGUCGACAGCGGCACCGACCGUGGCCUCGGUGAACAGCUCAUGAUCAAUCUACAAAGUGAGCGCAGACUUCUAGGCGAGAAUACCGGCGGUGUCAGACUCUUUCAGGGAGGGAAGCAAAUCCAAGAAAACGAUAUGGGCCGUACAGAGAGAAGAGGCGUUCGGUCAUUCAACCAGAAUGAUGAUACCACCGAGCAGCCUGACCAAGACGAUGAUGAAGGAUUUGUCAGUGGUGACGACGAAGACGUUAAUGAUGACUCCGAAAUCGAAGGUGACGAAACUCAUGAUUACUUUCCACAUUCUGGCAGACCUGGCUUCGUCGUUGACGAUGAUCUCGAACAAGGCAACGAAGCAGAUGUGGCUUUUGCAGAGAGUGAUUCAGAUAUGGGAUCUGUCUCUUCCGACCCCGGGAUGAGUGACGAUUCCUCUGUCUCGGAAGAUUUCCCUGACGAACAAUCCGAUGAUGACAUCGACGCCGAAGAGGAAGGGGCUCUUCGAUGGAAGACAGAUCUGGCCGAAACGGCUAGGAGAUCACACACGUCCAAAAUCGCAUAUCGAGCUAUUGAUCUGUCUCGUUUAAUUUAUAACCCCAAGGUACAUCCUUCGGAUGUCUUGGCUACGUGGAGCGGCGACAAUAUUGAUAAACCAAACGACCCAAUUCCAGAGGACGACGAUGCCUUUUUCAAGAGAGCAAAGACGGAACAGGAGGCUGAGAUCGAAGAUCGACUAUUACCUAGAUACGACUUCAAGGCCUUGGCCGAGAAAUGGGAGGACGAGGGGAAUAUUGAGUCACUCAUGUCCAAAUUCUCCCGUCAUGCUCUCGGCACGGGUGCAAAUGCCGACAGCGAUGUGGAUUCCAACGACGAAAUCGGAGACGACGAUUCAGAUGAGGGAGAUGGGGAUUUCGAAGAUCUCGAGGCUGGUAAUGAUGCUGAGCCGGCCCCGAAAGAAGAAACAUCGCUCGAAGAAGAGAGAGCGCAGAAAGCAAAACGAAAAGAGGAGCUUCGUCUCCGCUUCGAAGAAGAAGAUCGUGAGGGAUUCGGCAACGCCCAGAAGGAUGUCAAAUCGACCGAAGAGGACUUCGGCGAGGAUGACUGGUAUGAUGCGCAGAAAGCCAUGCUUCAAAAGCAACUUGACAUCAAUCGUGCAGAGUUUGACAGCCUCGACCCAACGUCACGUGCACGGGCAGAGGGAUUCAAGGCUGGAACAUAUGCGCGAAUUGUCCUCGACAAGGUACCGUAUGAGUUUGCGCGGUCCUUCAAUCCCAGGAUGCCUGUCAUUGUUGGGGGACUUGCGCCCACUGAGGACAGAUUCGGCUUCGUACAGAUUAGGAUCAAAAGGCACCGAUGGCACAAGAAGAUCCUCAAGACGAACGAUCCUCUGAUAUUUUCACUCGGAUGGCGACGGUUUCAGACACUUCCGCUGUAUUCCAUCUCCGACUCACGGACGCGUAACCGAAUGUUGAAAUACACCCCUGAGCACAUGCACUGCUUUGGGACAUUCUAUGGACCGCUUGUGGCGCCGAAUACGGGCUUCUGCUGCGUUCAAUCAUUCUCCAAUGCCAAUCCAGGCUUCCGCAUUGCCGCCACCGGCGUUGUCUUGAAUGUCGAUGAGACCACUGAGAUUGUGAAAAAGCUGAAGCUGACUGGAUAUCCGUACAAGAUCUUCAGGAAUACGGCAUUCAUCCGAGAUAUGUUCAAUUCGUCGGUUGAGAUCGCAAAGUUCGAAGGCGCCAGUGUACGGACUGUAUCUGGGAUUCGAGGUCAGAUUAAACGUGCGCUGAGCAAGCCUGAGGGGCACUUCCGUGCCACCUUCGAAGACAAAAUUCUCAUGUCAGAUAUUGUCUUCCUCCGCGCAUGGUUUCCGGUAAAGCCUCAUCGGUUUUACAACCCCGUCACCAAUCUACUGGAUGCAUCGCCUAGUACUACAGAUGAGAAGACUGGCGAUGGAGCCGACAAUUGGCAGGCAAUGCGCCUUACUGGAGCCGUGCGUGCAGCAAUGGGCAUCUCCACCCCCCUCAAUAAGGACUCGGCCUAUACCAAGAUUGAACGUCCCACCCGCCACUUCAACCCCCUAAGGGUUCCCCGCGCUCUCGCGGCAGACCUCCCAUUCAAGAGCCAGAUUGUUCAGCACAAGGCGCGCAAAGCACCGACCUACCUUCAGAAGCGCGCGGUCGUGCUCGGAGGAGAGGAGAAGAAAGCUCGAGACUUGAUGGUGAAGCUGCAGACGCUGCGCAAUGAAAAGGCAGAGAAGAGGGCCAAGAAGCAGGAAGAGAGGAGGGAUGUCUAUCGGAAAAAGGUUCAAGAGAACGAGGAGAAACGAGCGGAUCGAGAGAAGCGAGAACGGGAUGAAUACUGGAGAAAGGAGGGCAGGAAGAGGAAGGGCGAUGGAGGCGGAGGUGGGGGUGGGGGUGCUGCUGGCAGGAAAAGAGUCAAGAGAUAGUCGCUUGGCCCAUAUUGUCAAGAAUGCCAACUUACGAAGAGUAGAAUCUUACCCUGGUUGGAUAUCGGCGGCGGCUCAGACUCAUCAGUCAGCGACGAGCUUUGUGAGUGAAACGCUCCAGAAACGAAAAUCCGACCUUGUGAUGCCGAAACACCGAUGUUGAACUCUGUCUGACCUUUUCCACCCCGGCCAGUCACCACCGUGAAGACUGUACUCUGCCUCGAGAAGCAUACGAGGUGGCUAGGUAGGUAGCGAGCGGUGUGCCGUUGCGUGGCCGUGGUAGCCAAAUAUCAACCAAGCCGGGACCAAGAGCACCAAGAGUACCAAGGCUGGGCGGAACGGAGUCAUGCCAAGAUCCCGCGCGGGGAAGAGGGGGUUUGGGGUAUUUGCCAAGUUUCUCCUCUUCGUCGCUUCGGUCGAGUUGCUGGCGAGCCGCGGCAGAUGUUGAAGAGGAAUAGAGUGAUUGUCUUUGACCCGAAUAUGCGAGGAUGCAUAUGUACGGAGUAGGAGACUGAGGCACGCACGGCAUGCUAGUUGACGUCGGUGCUUGGGUAUGUCCCAAUAGUACUUUCCUACCUGGUACUUUUGAUCCACUCGCAACUCUCACCCUCCGGAACCAAACUUUGGACUCAAACAAGUCACCGCGUGCACGAAUAGUUCGCCUCCCGAGUGGAACACAGAUCCACUCGUUAAUCUGCCGUCAAAACUUCGGCACAGCAACGCACCGAACGUUGCUCCCGACCAUCCUCACACGAAGCGCCGUGGGUCUUCCCUCAACGGGUUUCCACAACUGUAGUCUCUAAAUGAGAUGUGCCGGUGGGUCUCUCCCCCGGCUUCAAGGCUUCAUGGUUGAGAUACAGCAGGGGGAGCCAAUGUGCACGACGUAAAACAGGAUCCACUGGUUAUCUGUCGAUGCUUCGUUGCUGCCGCCGUGAGAGGAUGGGAGCUCCAGGACUUGACCAAGCCCGAAAAAGAGAAGGUGUAGGUGUGUGACGCAACAUAUGAAUUGGAGGCGGAAAUCAUAAUUGAGGGAGAAUCUUGUAUUGCCACAUAUCAACAGGAUCGCAGAUGUGACGUAGAGGAUAGUAAAUUGAAC
Molecule: messenger RNA, 4717 nt
Organism: Exophiala mesophila
Lineage: Eukaryota; Fungi; Ascomycota; Eurotiomycetes; Chaetothyriales; Herpotrichiellaceae
Exons: 1
Coding region: 100-3621 (1173 amino acids)
Biological process (GO): maturation of SSU-rRNA from tricistronic rRNA transcript (SSU-rRNA, 5.8S rRNA, LSU-rRNA); endonucleolytic cleavage of tricistronic rRNA transcript (SSU-rRNA, 5.8S rRNA, LSU-rRNA); ribosome biogenesis
Cellular component (GO): nucleus; 90S preribosome
Molecular function (GO): GTP binding; GTPase activity; U3 snoRNA binding
Source: RefSeq, a predicted model, not a curated record